Messenger RNA from Oncorhynchus masou masou (cherry salmon), 9154 nucleotides. RefSeq names its product disks large homolog 5-like. The record is from RefSeq and is a predicted model, not a curated record. Gene Ontology annotation, cellular component: plasma membrane. Lineage: Eukaryota; Metazoa; Chordata; Actinopteri; Salmoniformes; Salmonidae. The transcript has 35 exons. Bases 458 to 6613 code for a protein of 2051 amino acids. Gene Ontology annotation, biological process: regulation of apoptotic process; negative regulation of hippo signaling. Gene Ontology annotation, molecular function: protein binding.
GAACAGCCCAGACAUUGCGCAGGAUACAGUAUAGCUGGGGAACGGCGAGAGAGUUACGGUAGUUUUCCAAGCACUUGAUUUGGUUUAGUGCAUGAAAAAAAUGACUCUGUGGAAAAAGCUCAUGUGUUAGGGCAGGGUUUUGUCGGAAUAACGCAAACAUGGAUGAAGUUGGUAAACGUAAGUAACCUGGGAAAAUGUAUGGCUGUUUAGUGCAGUCAACAGUAGGCAACAAAUAUGGCUUCGUGUGCCUUUUCCUAUUUGUUAUCAAAAAUUGCUGUCCCAUGCCAUUCGAUGUCAUGGCUGUUCUGCUGAAUUCAUACAAGUGACAAUUAGGAAGUUAGUUCCUUGUUCGCUUAUCGGGCAGGGGGGGUCAUUUUGGAGAAAUAAAGCAAAGGAUACGUUAGCUAACCAGUCUGCUAACGUUAGCUAGUUAGCUACCGAACUAAAGCGAACGGCAAUGGAGCCAAAGCACAAAGAGUUGUUAGACCAAUGCCACCAAAACUUGCUGGACUCAAUAACUGACGCAGACCGGCUGAUAGAGUUGCUGAUACUCUCCGGUACUCUAAGCCAGCUCGACCGCUUCGAACUGGACCAAAACUGCUCUUCCAGCGCGGAGAAAGUGGACCAGCUUUUGAAGAUGCUUGUGAACAAGGAAAGCGACCAUUUCCUCGAACUGUGUGUGGCCUUGGAGAAGACGUACCCUGACCUGUAUUCUGCACUCUUUACUAACCGCGGUGGACCCGUUGACCAUUCGUCUGGCUCUACAUACAGUGUUCUCUCCACCAUGCCCUCAGACUCUGAGAGUAGCAGCUCCCUAAGCAGUGUUGGUUCACCCCCCGGUACCGGUAAUGGCUCAGCCUCGUCUCCGCCCCCAGCCCUCAACGACACCAUCCUGUUCCAGCUGCGCCAGGUGACCCGUGAGAGGGACGAGCUCCGCAAGCGCCUGGCACUGGCAUCACCCGGCACCACCUUCGACGACUGCAGGCCAAAUUCCAAAGCCAGCCAUGAUUACGAGCGUCUGAAAAACCAGUGUAUGGGGGCCAUGGCAGAUCUCCAGACUCUACAAAACCAACACACCAAGACUCUGAAGAGAUGUGAGGAGGCCGUCAAGGAGGCUGACUUCUACCAUAUGCUCCACAGCCGUGUGUUAGGAGACCAGUCUCAGCUGAAGGAGGAGCUGGAGGUGUUGAGGAGAGACCACGCUCAGCUGGUCAGGGAACACAACCACCUGAAGCAGAGCUGUGAGGAGCUCCGCAGGAUGCACAGUGACGGCCAGAAGGAGGUGGCUGACAUGAGGCUGCAGCAGCAAGAGGUGAUGAGAGAGAACGGUUCCUCAGAGGUUCUCAACAAACUGUACGACACAGCCAUUGACAAGCUGGAGGGGGUGAGGAAGGAAUACGAUUCGCUGAGCAAACGCUACGGUGAGAAAGUUGCCAAUCACAACACGGACCUGAGCAGGCUGGAGCAGGCGGAGGAAGAGAACCGACGACUACAGAAACAGAUGGACACGUUGCUGAAACAACGAGACAAGGCCAUACACUACCAACAACAUUGCUCUACGUCCAUGAGGAGGUUUGACUCUGUACAACAGGAGCUGGACAAGUCUUCAGGCCAGAACAAGGUGCUGCAGCGGGAGAUGGAGCGGCUGCAGUCGGAGGUGACACGCUGUAAGAACUUCCAGCUGAAGGCAGUAAAGGACUGUGAGAAGUUCAAGGAGGAGAGAGACUCUGUGUUCAACGAGUACAGGCUCAUCAUGAGUGAGAGGGACCAGGUGAUCAAGGAGCUGGAAAAGCUGCAGAUGGCGCUGGAGGCUGCAGAGGCCCGCCUCAAAAACACCUCUUCUGAAAGGAUGGUGGCCAGCGAGGAGACGGAGGCUCUCAGACAGGAACUGAACUCAUCGUUGGUGGACCGGGACAGAGCAAUCUGUGAGAGGAACGAGCUGUUGGAGAAGUACUGCCACGAGGUGAAGGACAAGGCUGAGGCCCAGAAGGAGUUGAGCCAGGCCUGUAAAGACAUCGAGACGGUCCGGGAGGAGAGAGACGUGGCCCGCAAGGAGAGGACAGAGGCUAUCAUACAGAAAGAACAGCUACUGAGAGAAUACUACCAGGCUAGACAGAAACAAGAUUCUGCCACCCUGGACAUAGAGCGUGUCAACAAGGAGAUGGAGGUGUUGAGGAAGCAGUACGAAGCCAUGUCCCAGGAGCUGAAGGAGGCCACGCAGGAGGCUGAGGUGGCCAAGUGUCGACGUGACUGGGCCUUUCAGGAGAGAGACAAAAUAGUGGCAGAGAGAGAGAGCAUACGGACGCUGUGUGAUAACCUGCGUAGAGAGAGGGACCGGGCAGUCAGCGAUCUGGCCGACGCCCUGCGUAACCUUGACGACAUGAGGAAGCAGAAGAACGACUCGUCACGGGAACUGAAAGAAUUCAAAGAGAAGAUGGAGAGCCAGCUGGACAAGGAGGCAAGGUUCUGUCAGCUGAUGGCACACAGCUCCCAUGACUCUGCUAUCGACACAGACUCUCUGGAGUGGGAGACUGAGGUGGUGGAGUUUGAGAAGGACAGGGAUGACAUGGAUUUGAAGGCACUUGGGUUUGACAUAGCAGAAGGGGUAAAUGAUCCGUAUUUACCAGGAGAUUGUGGAAUAUUUGUAACAAGAGUUGACAGAGGAAGUAUUGCAGAUGGAAGGUUAAGAGUGAACGAUUGGCUGCUGAAGUUAAAUGAUGUGAAUUUGACCAAUAAGGACAGGAAGCAGGUGGUGAACGCGGUGCUUAAUGGAGGCGGACUGAUCAACAUGGUGGUGCGCAGGAGGAAGUCCCUGGGAGGGAGGCUGGUCACCCCCAUACACAUCAACCUAAUCGGACACAAAGACAGCGGUAUAGGUCUGGAGAGUGGCGUGUUUGUGACGGCUCUGGUCCAGGGGAGUCCUGCUGCCAGGGAGGGAUCUCUGACAGUCGGAGACAGACUUAUUGCUAUCAACGGCAUCGCUCUGGACAACAAGUCGGUGACGGAGUGCGAGACUCUGCUGAGGAACUGUAGGGACUCUCUAAGCCUCUCUCUCAUGAAGUUCUUUCCUCACAGUUCGUCGAGACAGAGCAUCUUCGAGAGCCUGCGGGAGUCAUCGUCCAACGGCCGUCUCUCCGAGGUACUCUCCAGGAACAGCCUCAAACACAACAGCUCCACGCAGACAGACAUCUUCUGCCCCGACACAGGAGGGGGGGGUAGUAACGUCAACAUCCCUGGAGAGAGGAGGAAGGGUGGGGCAGGUGAACCUGAGGAGGGGAUGGGGGUGUACGGGGACAUCAGGAAGCCCUUUUCCAUGGUGUCUCUCCACUCAACCAGCCUUCGGCCGUCCUCUGACCUCGGCCUGGGUCCCCCGGGCCGCUACGGCCCCAGCGCCUUCCAGGAGUGCUGCUCUGGGUCCCCCUAUGCCAAUGCACCCCCACCCCCCAUCACCUAUGACCCCUCUAAACCUGCCGACUGCAUCACCAUGGAGACCACCCUGGAGAGGAAGCAAAGUGGUGGCACCUGGCCCAAGGUGAUCGUAGGUGGGAUGUCCGUCGCCGUGGAUACGACCACAGCGAUGACUCCGACCCAACUGUCCAUCUUCAAGUCACCCAAACAGAGGAAGUCUAUCUUCAACCCGGAUGCCUUCAAACCACGGCCUGAGACGGCACCCCAGUCUUCCAAGAUGGAGUUCCUGUCGUCCAGUCAGUUGGUGGCCCACUCCCCGCAGCCCUCCAAGAUGGAGUCUCUCUCCUCCUCCUCUACGGCCACACCCACACCUCCGACUCCGCCCACCCGCAAUGAUUCGUUCAAAUUCAAACACAAACAGCAGUGCAGCUCUGCUUCCGACUGCACGCUUACCUCCGACGGGGGCAAAGGGGAGGCUGUUGCCAUGGUUAUGGGGGAGAGCAGUGGGGAACGAGAGAGGGACAGGAACGGGAACCACUACUUCCUGGACGGGAAGGUCUUGACACAGAGGAAGUCAUGUGACGAGGACAUUGGUCGAACCCGGGGUGAGGAGCCUGAGGUAAAGAGGCCCCGCCCUAAAUCUGCCCCAGCGCUCAGACGUAGGAUGACCCCCCAGUCCAUCACCCUGCCCUCCUUCCAGAGCUACUCCAAUGAUGAUCACUCUCCAGAGCCCAGAGAGAUGCUUCGCUCCUCCCCCAACCGCUUCCACAGACAGAGUGUGGGCUUCGGCUCCACAGUCUACAACGGUACCUUGUCUGCAAAUUCGGCCCAUCGUGGCCUGGCCCCGUGUCCAGCAGUGACUGCUGUGAUGAGGAACCCAGUAUACACAGUCCGCAGCCACAGAGUCCACACCAACAACUGUCCCUCUGUCUCCUCCCAGAUCUGCCAACACCAGCACAACAACCAACACCACAGUCCGCAGCACCAGGGUCGUCUGAGCCUGGACCUGAGCCAGAAGCGUCCAGCAGCAGACUACACAUCGUCCACGUCACGCAGCAGCAGCACCUCCCAUGGUACCAACUCACUACCCUCCAGCGCUCGCCUGGGCCUUGGUUGGUCCAGUAACGUCCAGUACCGGACAGAGAGGAUAAAGAUCCCCUCCACUCCCCGCUACCCACGGUCCAUGCUGGGCUCUGACAGAGGCUCCCUGUCCCAUUCAGAGUGCAGCAGCCCCAGCCUCAUCACUCCACCCCACUCACCUCUCAACCUGGAGACUUCCUCCUUCGCUAGCAGCCAAUCACAGAGCUCUAUCUCCACCCUGCCCAGAUUCUCCGUCAGCCCUGUGCCAAUAGGAGAGCGGAGGAAAGACCGGUCUCUGUACUGUAACAGGUCUUUUCUGAGGAUCCCUCUGGCUGCUAGGCCGAGGUUCUCCUCUCUCAGGAGCCUCAGGCCGUACCUGGAGGAACCUCGGAACGUGAUCGUUCACAAAGGGGCGGAGCCUCUGGGCAUCUCUAUCGUCGGUGGCGAGAACGGCGGCAUCUUCGUCUCCAAGGUGACGGGAGGCAGCAUCGCCCACCAGGCCGGCCUGGAGUACGGUGACCAACUCCUCGAGUAUAACGGUAUUAACCUGCGUAAUGCCACCGAGCAGCAGGCCAGGCUGAUCAUUGGUCAGCAGUGUGACACCAUCACCAUUAUGGCUCAAUACAACCCCCACAUGUACCAGCUGGGAAACCCCUCACGAUCCAGUUCUGGUCUGGAGCCGGUGAGCAGCCAGUUCACGCCCCAGGGCAGUGGAGCCACCACCCCAGACAACCACUCUACUAUAGACACUCUGAGUGAACAGGACGAAGGAACACUCACCCCCUCCUCCAAACAGACCACCCCUACAACCAGUCCUCACAGCUUCAUCAGGGAGUCGUCAGAGGGCAGUCGUAAGGUGUGUGAGCCGCGGGUGGUGACGGUGCUCAGGGCCCAGGGUGCAGAGCUGGGGCUGGGGCUGUGUGGAGGGAACCUCCGGGGGGUCUAUGUAAAGAGUCUGGAGGAGGACAGCCCUGCUAGGGGACCAGAGGGCCUGCAGCCUGGGGACCUCAUACUGGAGUAUGGGUCAGUGAAUAUGAAGAACAAGACGGUGGAGGAGAUGUAUGUAGAGAUGCUGAAGCCGGCCGAGACAGUGACUCUCAGAGUCCAACAACGACCUGACGACUUCAACAUGGUUAAAGACACACCGGGGGACGGCUUCUAUAUCAGAGCACUUUAUGAGCGGACUGCGGAGGCAGAGCUGGACCUGAGUUUUCAGAAGGAUGACAUCCUGUAUGUGGAUGAUACUCUACCAAUGGGCAGCUUCGGGAGCUGGAUGGUCUGGCAGCUGGAUGAGAAAGCACAGCGGAUCCAGAGAGGACAGAUCCCCAGCAAAUACAUGAUGGACCAGGAGUUGUACCGACACAGUAUGACAGAGCUGAAGGAAGACAAGGACAGUAAGAGUCUGUCUGCUGCCGCCAGGAGAUCCUUCUUCAGGAGGAAGCACAAACACAAAUGCAGCGUCUCUAAAGACGGCAAGGAACUGGUGGCCCAGGACGCCAUUAGCACAGACUCCAUACCAUUUCUAGAGGACUGUGUGAGCCUGGCGUACCAGCGGGUCCAGAAGGUAGUGUGUGUUUCCUCUAGGCCGGUCGUGAUCCUCGGCCCUCUCUCAGACCCCGUCAAGGACAUGCUGGUUAAAGAGUCCCCCGGGAAGUUCUGCAGAUGUGUCCUGGAGGUGAUGAAGGCAUCCCAGCAGGCUAUAGAGCGCGGAGUCAAAGACUGCCUCUUCAUCGACUACAAACGCAGGAGUGGCCAUUUUGAUGUGACCACCGUGGCCUCCAUCAAGGAGAUCACAGAGAAGGACUGUCACUGUCUGCUAGACAUCGCCCCCCACGCCAUUGAGAGGCUGCACAGCGUUCACAUCUACCCUAUUGUCAUCUUCAUCCGCUACAAAAACGCCAAGCAGAUCAAGGAACAGAAGGAUCCAGUGUAUCUGCGAGACAAGGUCUCUCAAAAACAUUCCAAGGAGCAGUUUGAGGUUGCACAGAAGAUAGAGCAGGAGUAUAGCACAUUCUUUACAGGUAUUGUCCAGGGCGGCUCUCUGCCCUACAUUUGCACUCAGAUCAUAACUAUAGUUGACCAGGAACAGAGUAAGGUCCUGUGGACUCCCCUUGGCUGCCCCUAGAGGGUGCAGGCCACCACUGCACCCUUCUCCCCUAGAGGGUGCAGGCCACCACUGCACCCUUCUCCCCUAGAGGGUGCAGGCCACCACUGCACCCUUCUCCCCUAGAGGGUGCAGGCCACCACUGCACCCUUCUCCCCUAGAGGGUGCAGGCCACCACUGCACCCUUCUCCCCUAGAGGGUGCAGGCCACCACUGCACCCUUCUCCCCUAGAGGGUGCAGGCCACCACUGCACCCUUCUCCCCUAGAGGGUGCAGGCCACCACUGCACCCUGUUGCACUGCGCUUCUCCACUCACAACAAACAACAAAACCUUCCAUACUAUACCAAUAGGUACACUACAGUAAGCUACUACACAUGUAAGCUAGAUAUUUUUGUUAUUGUUUUUAGGGUGUUGAUUUGUACCUUUUAACCAGAGCCUUUUCUUCUCUGUGUAAUCUAUAGCAGGUUGGUAGAACUGACAGGGUGUUACACUUCAUUUGGUCUUCCCUAAGGGUUUUAAGGUGGUGUUUCUGUAAAGCUGCAUUGUAAGCAGCCUUUUACAGUUAAGAAAUGAGUGUGUAUUGUUGUUAAAUGUUCUGCUGGAAGGUGUUAGACCCCCCUGACCCAGAAUCAGCCCUUAAAUCAAACCUGUGUAUCAAAUGACAUCACCCUGUUUUACACACCCCGUUCAAUGACUGACAACUAAUAAUGUGGAAUAAUAAUAACUGUGUGCGUAUGAAUCGUGUGUACGAGAGAGAGAGUAAUAUUAUUGAUGAAUUGUAAUGACUGUUGGUUGGAUUGAAACAUGGUCUUUGAUAUUGGUAUGAAGUUGACGCCAUAGAAACGUUACCUGUAGAACAGACAAACCUCUCCAAGCGAUAUGUCUUAUCGGUCUUCUGUCAAAAAAUGUUUUAUCCAAAAGGCGAUUUUGAAAGGGUCAAAUCAAACAAUAUUUUACAGCUUUCAAUCAUACCAAACUUCGGUGUGCAUCACGUGUGUAACUGUGUCAAAUUAAAUUGUGUCUAUAGCAAAGCAAAAGCCAUGAAAAUCACACAUGGCAGUAGCAAAUGGUGUCUGGUCUACUCGUUGCGUUUCUAUGGUUACUGCACAUGAGUGGACAGUUUACGGGCUUAUCGGAAGUGCCUUCCGUCGGAGACAGGCCCCCAUUCCUUACCCUUUCCGAUCUGAUGGAACAGAAUCAGUUGAAGCAAUAUGGCGAUAGGACCUCCCCAUUGCCCAUUGGAAGGCUAGCUGGAGCCAUCACCAUGCUGUUCACACCCAUCUGUUACCUUUAGAUCUGCAAACACCAUGACGUUAACACUAGGGUUGCAAAAUUCCCUGUAGUUCCAGAAAUCCCCGUUGGAGGAUUCCUGGAAUCGGGAGGUGAAUAAGCAGGAAAUCCGUAAACCAAGGAUUUUAUUGAAAGUUCACAGAAUUUUUCAACCCAAGUUAACACUAUAGGUCUGCAAACAAACACUAUAGAGCAGGGCUUCCCAAACUCGUCCUGGGGUCCCCCCAGAGCUUGUUUUGGAAUGAGACAGUACAGAGCGUAUGACAAUGGCAAGGUUGUGAGGGUAGGCCAGACAGUGACCACCUCAGAAUACACUCCAGGGCUAGACAGACCACUGUGUCUCCAUCACAUAUCUAUCUGUCACAUAUUUAAAGACAAUAUAGAGUAUAUAUAUAUAUAUGUGUGUGUGUUUGUGUGAGUGUACAUGCCUCACAGGGGCCUAUGGACUGUAACAGUAUGCAGAUGAAUUAUUCUACAGUAUAUGUAUUUCAACUAGUUCUCAGGCCUGUGGAAGUUCAGUAGUCAUGUCUUAGCAGGUAUUUGCAUGUUUUACUGUUUUUGUUUUUGGUUGUCACCUUUUUUAAACGUACUCACAAACCAGAAUGACACCAUGGAGCAAAUUAUAUAUUUUUUCUUAUUCCUUAAUAAAAGCAUUUAAAUGUUAGUGAUAUUUUUUCCCCCAUUGUUAUUUAAUGUAUUUUUGUAUUUUUAUCUAAGAGGCAUAAACACAUUCUCCUGCAUCCUAAUGUGCCAAAAUCCAGUACGUCAGUUUGAUCUUUUUUAUUUCUGUUUUGCACUUGUUAUUCUGUGGACCUUAACAAAUGGUUCCUAGGUUUCCCAGUAGACAUUAUAAAUAAAUAGGUACUAUAUAAUUUUUACUAUCUAAUUCACAUUUUAAAUGUAUCACAUUAGUUCCAUACAUUUCAUUGAUGGCCUUUUUAUUCUUUAAUCAUCUUGAUUAGAAAGCAGACAGACAAUGCUCCUCCAUAUUUGCAUUCUUGCUGAAAAAGGGACUUAAUGCACAGUUUUUCAAAGGAAAAUCAGAUCUGAAGUUUGACUAUUGGGCUGUAUGAUAGGCAUAUUAAGUACAAUUGUAAUGUACCUUUUUUGUAGUAGGUAGAGAUGGUUUAAAAUGAGGGAUGCCAUGUGAAAUGGUUGUAUUUCUAAGAAGAAUGACAAGCUGCCAGGUACUGUUCUGCGGUUUUAUUUUUAUUUUCUUUGAAAAAUGUGAUAUGAACAUUAGAAUAAAAGUCAUUUUCUCUAUCACAAUGA